AAACCAAAAUCUACUAAACAGAAGCUAUAAGAAUUAGCAUAUAUGUUUUUCUUACAAUGAAGAUACAAUGCUAUUACUUAUGUUUUUCUUACAUGCAAAUGUUAAUUAUAUUUUAGUAGAAAAUAUUGAACUAUGGACCUCCUUUAAUUAAUUUCAAAUGGGUAAUUGGCAGAUGAACAAAGCCUCAAUUAUUGUGGACGCCUCCAAAUACAUAAAAGAGUUGAAGCAAAAAGUGGAGGGAAUGAACUCUGAGUUAGGAAACGUUGAGUCCUCAACUUCUCAAAUGGAUGAGCAACCUAUGGUGAGUGUGAAAACCCUAGAAAAGGGUUUCCUGAUUAAUGUGCUUUUGGAAAAGAAUAGCCCUGGUAUGUUGGUGUCAAUACUGGAAGCUUUUGAAGAUCUGGGACUUGAUGUGCUUGAUGCUAGGGUUUCUUGUGAAGACACUUUCCAACUAGAAGCUGUGGGAGGAGAUAGUCAUAAGGACGAUAGUAUCAACGCACAAGUGGUGAAACAAGCAGUGUUGCAAGCAAUCAAGAACACGGACUCAUCAAAAUGAUAGAUGCAUACUAAUAAAUCCAGUACACUUUUUUGUCUUGUUUUAUAAGCUUCAAAUUUACACAUAUAUAUCCAAGUGAAACAAUAUCCGUGAUUCCAUCAAAUUCUGCCAAAAUCUGAGGUGCCUACCACUUCAAUGGCCCUUACAUAAUAUUGAUAUGGCUUGUCAUCAGCAUCUUAUUAUGGAUAGUUUGGAAAAGAAAUGAAUGGCACACAUUUUACAAGUUUCAUGUUAUGGUAGUAACAUUUUGUAUUUUAGUGGGUGGGGAAGUGAUAUGCCCGCUAAUGUAUGGGUAUAUCGUCGUAAUAAAAAGAAUAUCGUAUCUAUAGGGACGUAUGAAUCUCAAUUAUAGAGUUCAUCAUUACAAUGUACACUUUCAUUGACAUGAAAAAUCAUUUCCUAA
Molecule: messenger RNA, 959 nt
Organism: Medicago truncatula (barrel medic)
Lineage: Eukaryota; Viridiplantae; Streptophyta; Magnoliopsida; Fabales; Fabaceae
Exons: 3
Coding region: 158-556 (132 amino acids)
Biological process (GO): regulation of DNA-templated transcription
Cellular component (GO): nucleus
Molecular function (GO): sequence-specific DNA binding; DNA-binding transcription factor activity
Source: RefSeq, a predicted model, not a curated record